AAGUACGCCAGCGUGGAUCGAAUUGCUCAGACGUGCAAGAGGUAAUAACAAAUUCUCACUGUUUUGCUAUCGACCCAACUACUGGGUCUUUAAACAGUGACACUUUUGAACUUUCAAUAAAUUUCAAACUUUCAUUGCCAAAUAAAUAAACAAUAAUAAAUAAACAUUUCAAAUCAAAUUAAAAAGUUGUGACAUAGUUGUGACUUGUGAGUUCUAAUCUUCUAUUAUUGUAUUAUUAUUGUGUAAUUAAUUUCAUGUACUGAUAAAGAACAUUGGAUUAUCAGAUGAUUUCAAAGAUUCUCACUCUCCACCAACAUAGCUACUUAUUUCUCUCAUUUCUGAUUCCUUGUUCCAUAUUCACAUUCAUAAAAAGUUGUGAAAAUAUCACAGUAUAAGAAAUGUUGACAUCUUCACCUGAUGAUUUGAAAAAAUAUGAAGAUAAAACACAAUCCAGGUAAUUUUUUAUUUUGCCAGAUUUCAUUUGAAAAAUUACCAAUCACAUUUCAAUAAACAUUUAUGAUAUGAAUUUUGCUAAACAAUUUCUAGAAUAUACAGUUCUCACUUGUCUACAUGUAUUGUCAAAAUUAUAUUGUUCUGUAAUAACUUUCAUAUUAAGCUGGCUAAGUCCAACAUGGUUGUCAUGGAAUAAAUACUCAGAAAAUAUGCUCAGAACAAUAGAAAAGAAGAUACUCCAAAUUGUGAGAACACCACACCGGGGUUGCUUUGUUGAUAUUGGCCCUGUUGUUGGUCCAGCUGACAAAAUUUGGACACUAUCAUUGAACACUGAAUCACAGAAAACACCCCUGGUACUUCUCCAUGGGUUGGGUGCUGGUAUUGCAUUAUGGUGUUUGAAUUUGGAUGCUUUUGCUGCUACUCGUCCAGUCUAUGCUAUUGAUUUAUUAGGAUUUGGUAGAUCAUCUAGGCCAACUUUCAGCACAGAUAGUAUAGAAGCUGAGCAGCAAAUGGUGAGGUCUCUAGAAGAAUGGAGGAAAGAAAUGAAAUUGAAAGAGAUUAUUUUCCUUGGUCACAGUAUGGGUGGAUUUUUGGCAGCAUCAUAUUCAUUAUCAUACCCAGAGAAUGUGAAACAUUUGAUAUUAGCUGACCCUUGGGGGUUUCCUGAAAGGCCAAAAGAGUAUAAAGAUGUACCAUUUUUGAUAAAAACUGUAUCUUAUAUUAUGAAACCUUUCAAUCCCCUAGCUGGUAUUAGGUUAGCUGGACCUCUAGGACCUUGGUUCAUCAAUAGAGUCAGGCCAGAUAUUUCGAAGAAAUAUUCAAUUGAACUGAAUGAUCCCAAUUUGAUUCCCCAAUAUAUAUAUCAGUGUAAUUCCCAAUAUCCCAGUGGAGAAAGUGCCUUCCGUUCCAUGAUGUCAGAUUUUGGAUGGGCAAAAAAUCCAAUUGUUAGAAGGAUUGAUCAGCUGAGAGCUGAAAUUCCCAUAACACUCUUAUAUGGUUCUAGAUCAUGGAUAGAUCAUUCAGCAGGAGAAAUAAUCAAAGAGAAAAGGAUACAUAAUUAUUUCAAGUUACAGGUUAUCACUGGAGCCGGACAUCAUGUUUAUGCUGACAAACCUGAAAGUUUCAACCAGAUAGUUUUAGAUGCCUGUGAAUACACAGAUUCACUCCAAAACCGAAAUAAUCUUGCAAUAAUGCCUUCAGAAUCAGAUCAACCUGAAAGUGAUAGCAAUUAUUAAAUAUCACAGAUUCAGUCAUCACAUGUACCUAUGAAUAUUUUAUAUUUUCAGUUUUUUAAUUUUGUGAUAUGUACCAGCAUUGCCUAUUAAUUUAGAUUUUUUAAACAUAAAUGAAAUUAUCAAUUAAAUCUUCAUGCAUUAUGUACUAGCACAUAAGAAGUAACUUUAAGUAAGCUACUUUGUUAAUCAUUGUCAAAUUGAAAUACUAAUGCUGAAAAAACUGGCUCAGGGUAAACUGUACAUUAUAAUUUUAUUUAUACAAAUACUUUAUAGGUAUAAUGUUGUAAAUUGUAUUUUUAUAUCAAACAUUCUAGCUGUGAUAAUAAAUUUCACUUAUCAU
Messenger RNA from Phaedon cochleariae (mustard beetle), 2028 nucleotides. Lineage: Eukaryota; Metazoa; Arthropoda; Insecta; Coleoptera; Chrysomelidae. The record is from the annotation of a GenBank genome assembly.